AUGCCUCGAGGGCGGUCAGCCAGGAGCAUCCAUUCCGACAGAAGUGAGACCGACCUUGCCGAGGUGGAGAUGACCAAAUUACAGAGGCAGUUUCGGAUCAUGGAGGGAGACCGGCAGGCGUACACCAUACAGGCACAAGAGCAAAUCCGCACUCAGCGACUAGAGAUAGAGAGGCUCCAGGAGGAGCAGAAGGAGUUGCAAUGCAGACUGAACGUGUCCCAAGGCCAUUCCCUCCAGCAGCAGGAUGUAGCCAUGCGUCGCUUGCUGAACCAGCAGGAUGAGGUCAAUGAGCAGCUGGAGCGACAAGGGGAAACCCUCAGCCAGCUGGAGCAAGAGAUAAUCAAGAUGGAGAAGAAGCUGGCAACGCUGAGGAGAACUGGGAACAUUGUGGAUGCUACACAGAAGUCUGAGGCCUUCGAGAAACAGAAGGCCACCUUGGAGAACAAGCUGCACCAUGCCCUGGUCCAAUUUAAUGAGCAGCUUACCAAGAACGCCCAGCUGAGGGAAGAUCUGGAGGCUCUGCGGUUGCAGUGGAUCUGGUUCCAGCAGCUUCAGUAUAAACUGGACAAGGAGCUGCAGGAGGUCCACAGGGACAUUGGGGAUAUGAUAAACCAGUCCACGGUGACCUAUGAUGCAAGGGUUGAGGCUCAGUCCAAGAUGGUGCAGCUGAAGGAGAAGGCUGACAAGGACCUGGCCCAGUACAGUGAGGAAAUGAAGGAGCUGGAGAGCGUCAUUGCACACGAGCGUCGCCUCAAGGAGUUCAUUAGCACCAAGAGUAAGGAGAGGAGUAGCAGAGAAGACAGCCUGGAUCCCACACACAGGCAAGCAUUAGAGGAGAGGGAACGCAAGAGAGUGGAACCAGGGGAGGAGAUGCUGGACUCUCUGGAGGAGGUCUUUCACAAGAUUCAAAGUGUGACUGGAGAGGAGAAUCUGGACUUGCUUGCAUCUAAAUUCAUCCAGGUUGAGGGUCAAAAUUUUGCCCUGUUCAACUACAUCAUCGAGCAAAACAAUGAAGCCAAGUCGCUGAGGGACCAAAUAGAGCAGAUCCAGCAGGAGAUGGACCAGUUCCAUGCGGAGGAGCAGAGCCAGGAAGCAAAGUACCACAAGCUUUUGAGGGACACUGAUAUUCAGCAGAGGGAAGCAGAGGCACAGGCACAAAGCUAUGAGAGCCAGGCUGUAGCAGCCAACAACAUCUUGGAGCAGAUUAAAACAGGAGUGGAUCGGAUGUUCCGGAAACUGAACUGUGACCUCUCUGCACUCGAGGACAUGCUGGGUUCCUCCACAGAAAUCAAGGACAGCAACAUCAUGACCUACCUAAGCCUAAUAGAGAAAAGGACCAAUGAGCUCCUGAGCACACAGGUUUUACUCAGCUCAAAGACCCUUGACAGCUACGAUCCAAAAGAUGUGGCUCGGAUACUGUUGGGUCAGAGUCUUCACCUUCCAGCACAAAAUAUAUCGAUCCAGUCACCAGCUCCUUGGAAUGACCAUGAGACAGAGGGUUCUCUAGUCACUGAUGAAGAUGAAUGGUCUGUGACGCAGCAAGACCUUCGCCAGAGAAUCAUGAUGGAGGUCCUACAGAAGGAGGCAGCAGCCCAGUCAGUGAGAGAGAAGGAUGAAAAAGGGUUCCGAAUUGGCCUGGCUUCUGGGCACCGGCGGCGUUUGCCGAAGCCCAGCGGGGGGGGUGGCUCAGCGCGCCCUCGCUAA
Scleropages formosus (Asian bonytongue) is the source of this 1704-nucleotide messenger RNA. RefSeq names its product outer dynein arm docking complex subunit 1 (gene odad1). The transcript has 14 exons. Gene Ontology annotation, biological process: outer dynein arm assembly; cilium movement. Gene Ontology annotation, cellular component: axoneme. Lineage: Eukaryota; Metazoa; Chordata; Actinopteri; Osteoglossiformes; Osteoglossidae. The record is from RefSeq and is a predicted model, not a curated record. The coding region runs from base 1 to 1704 and encodes 567 amino acids.